This is a messenger RNA of Pelodiscus sinensis (Chinese soft-shelled turtle), 3526 nucleotides long. It is a transcript of the gene CDC25C, whose product is annotated as cell division cycle 25C. Gene Ontology annotation, biological process: positive regulation of G2/M transition of mitotic cell cycle; protein dephosphorylation; G2/M transition of mitotic cell cycle. Lineage: Eukaryota; Metazoa; Chordata; Testudines; Trionychidae. The record is from RefSeq and is a predicted model, not a curated record. Gene Ontology annotation, molecular function: protein tyrosine phosphatase activity. Gene Ontology annotation, cellular component: nucleus; cytoplasm.
GUGAUUGGCUGGGCUCAGGCGGCAGGUUUAAGUUCCGAGUAUUCUAUUUUCAUUCAAGUCUGUGGGCUCGGGACCUGGAGCUAGAGGGGGUGGCGGCUCCGCGGGCCGCAGCGCCAUGGCCGGGAAUAUCUCCUCUGCGGGACCCGGCAGCCCCCGUUCCCGUCUGGGUUUCCGAGCCAGAUGCAGGAUGGUGCUGAACUUGCUGAGGGACACGGAGGUCUCUCUGCCCUUCACCCCGGAGCUGCCCCGCACCCCGGUCACGGACCUCGCUCAAGGCUUUAGGAACCUCAGCACCUUGGCAGGGAAUACGCCAAAGUGCUGUCUAGAUCUGUCUGAUCUCAGUAGUGGUGAGGAGAUGCCUGCCUUCAAUUUCACCCAUUCCCCAGACAUGGCUGGUCGGGUGGACUCCUCAGGAUCUAAGGAUGGGCUCAAGGCACAGAGGCAGCACAUAAAAUCUUUCCUGCCCCAGGUAUUGUGCAGCACGCCAAGUUCCCCAGGCGCCACGUGCCGAGAGGGCAAUGAGAUGGACAGCCCCUUGGAGAAGGAAAACGAAGGCAGCUGGUUUAAGCACCCAGGUUGGCAAAUGCCUAAGCCCCUGCUGUUUCGCAAGAGAGCAACAGGCUUUCUAGUGACUUGCCUCCCGGCUCAGCUGGAUGUGGGGGGCAUGCAGGAGUGUGAUGUGAAAGAUUUGGGCAGUCCAAUUGUUUCCGUGGCAACGCAUCCUCGCAGAAUGGCAGAGAACUUGGGUGGCUUUGAAGAGCUCUUCCCCGAUGAAGAAGAAGAGAUGGAGAAUCCAGUGGCUGGGAACCUUUCCUCCAGCAUGGCUGUCCUGCUUUCUGGACCCCUCCUCACACAGGACAUCAACGUCAGUGAACAGGUCUCCAUUAACAGAAGCCGCCUCUACCGCUCACCGUCCAUGCCAGAGAAGUUGGACAGACCAGUGCUGAAGCGACUAGAGAGAUGCCAGGAUAAUGAAACCCCAGUCAAGGGCACAGCUCUGAAGAAGACGGCUUCACUCUCAGACAUGGAGAUUGUCAAAGUUCUAGAUCAGGACUGUGGCUUCCGACAGCUCAUUGGGGACUUCUCUAAGGCGUACGCUCUGCCAACAGUGACAGGAAGGCAACAGGAUCUGAGAUACAUCACCCCGGAGAUUGUGGCUGCUCUGCUCUUUGGGCAAUUCCAAAGCUUGAUUGAGACAUUCUACAUCGUCGACUGUCGCUACCCCUAUGAGUAUCUGGGGGGGCACAUCAAGGGGGCUCUGAACUUUCACAGGCAGGAAGAUGUCUUUCAGUUCUUCCUGAAGAAGCCUCUCCUCCCAGCCGUGCCACAGAAACGCAUCAUCCUCGUUUUCCACUGUGAAUUCUCCUCCGAAAGGGGCCCCAAGAUGUGCCGCUAUCUGAGGGAGGAAGAUCGAGCCAUGAAUGAGUACCCUGCUCUGCACUAUCCCGAGCUCUAUGUCCUGAAGGGAGGCUACAAGGAGUUCUUCCCUGAGUACAUGGAGCUGUGCGAACCCCAGGAUUACUGCCCAAUGCACCACCAGGAUUACAAGGCAGAGUUGCUGAAAUUCCGCACCAAGAGCAAGUUGUGGGCUGGAGACCGGAGGAGACGUGACCAAAUUGCUCGCCUCAUGAAGUUGUGACGGCAGAGACAGCAGCCUUGAGAGAGCACUGCUUAGAAGGGCUCUACCUUGCACAGUCAAAGUAUCUUUUUGUUUGUAAGUGGGUCACUUGGUGUGGGUACGUGCAGCCACUUUCAGCCAUUUCAGAUGCUAACAAUGCUACAGGGAAGCUAGUUUAAAAAGUCUUGAUUCUUGAAGCUGCAUCUCAGACCAUGGCUGAGCAUGAACUGGAUGGACUCAGUUGUCUGUAAGGAAAUGAGGGGUCUCCUUCACGUGGAAGGCACAGAGAGAGCCAGGUUUAUGGCUGCCUCCGUGUUAUAUCCAGCCAUUGCCAAGUGGGAGAUAUCACAGCCCGAGCUCUAACUCCUUUCUCCGUCUCCUGCUUCCAGCAGCAGCCUCCAUGUUUCUCUUCAGUUUGACUCUCGGUUUGCAUUCAGUUCUCUCUCUAGUGACAGAAUAAACUGUUUUAAAUCCCAGCGUGCUUGAUUUGAACAGCUCUCCCUGUCUCUCCAGCCUGGGGCCUCUCACCCAUUUGUGCCACGGGGCUGUUAAGAAAUGGCAGAAGCCUCCCAGUGACUAAACAGAUGCUGAAUCCUGGCCUCUGAUUGGUUAACAUUGUUCCAAACUUUAGUGUUGACCUUUUAGAGGCAUAAGAUAGAGACUUAAACAUCACAGGACUUCGUAGCCAAUCAGAAGACAUUGCUGCUGCAUCCUUAUUAGCAUCUCACAGUCCAUUCAGGAAUUGCGAAGCAGCAGCAAAUCUUUUUGCCUCCUGAUUGGCUCGCUAGGACUUUUAUUAAUUCCAUUCUGUCCAUUUAGAAUGUGGGGAAAAGACAAGUUUGAAAUUUCCCCCCCAAAGAGGGCACGUUAUCCAUACAAAUGGGUAAGGAAAAACAGCCCCAGAGGAAGAAUAUGAAUCUUGCUUCAAGGCACAAGGCCAACUGCCAAAGUUAGGAAGAAACUUCCUUGGGGCAGGUUGUUCUGAAAUAGUCCAUUCAGAGGCAGGUGUAAAACCUCUAUAAGACUAUGGGCCAGAGGAAGCUUGAGCAUCCUUAUGUCUGUUACACUGCAUGGUACACUGCAUGGACGUUGAGAAAGUAUAUAGUAAAAGAGGCUGUCUUGUCCUUGUGGCAAACAAUAACCCAAGCAAAUAAAUGCUGAUACUAACUGAAACACAGUUAUUCUCCAUACAGUAGAGGAGUGUGUACUGUUUUACAACCUAGUAAAGGACAGUCCUGGCUCCAAAGAGCCUGCUGUGUAGCUUAGAAAAGUCAUGAUACAGAGAAGAUGGCAUUGGCCUGAGCGUACGGACAGGAGAGGGAGGGGAAGGUGUGGUGUUUUAGACACAGCUUGUGCUAUUUUUUGUUAGAAUUUUUAAUUUACCAAAUUGUAAGAAAAUGUUACGAUCUGUUUGCUAUUUACAUUAUCAGUAGCUUCUACCUUGUUCCUGCUCCUCGGGCCCACAAAUAGCAGGAAAGGUUGGGCGACUUCACAUUUACUUCUAUCUAUCCCACCCGAUCUGGGAGCAACAGGAAAUCCAUAGAUUAUCCCCAGGACAGAAGGAAAGCAAACUGCCUUUCUGUAAUGAAAACCAAGGAUCGGAAUAAGCUCUGUAGUGUCCUGAGCACAGGUACACGUUUCUGUGUUUGGAAAAAAGAGAUGUUUGCUCUAGGCUGUUUUACAAAGCUAGUUUCUUCAGAUGUGGGUAAAUUUGCUGCUAGGUGAAGCAAUUCCACCAGAGGGCAGUACUGCAGCACAGUUAAGGUGAAGAGAUAAAGAUGUCCCUGCUGUUGGUGUAUAGGUCUUCUGUGGCUGGACUCUAGGCAUACCUGAUAGCUGGGACGGGGGUAUCAACACCAGCAUAAAUGUUCCAUGCAUAGUACAGAAGGGGGAAUGCUGCGGAUGGAG